GAUUGAUUCCUUGUGGUGGUAGUCGGUCGGGCUCCGCGGUAUGAUAUGUCGCAUUUUUUUUUAUUUGGGUAAAAACCAUAAACCGGUGGGAGCUCAUUACUCAAUUCAUAUUUUGGAUCACCGUGAUUUGUAACGAACUUCACGGAUAGCUGAAGAACGUGGAGAACGUGACCCAGUUAAUUGCAUCGCAGUAGGUUAGCGGCAAUCAGCGUGGUGCAGCAAAGUGUUCUUCUCGGUUUCCAAGGUGUUUAGCGUUUGUUUAGUGCACUUGUGUGUCAAAGUGGAAUUCAUUAUAAAUCGGUAGAAAAUAGUGAAAAAUGUGAACAGUUUCUCACCUUUUGUGUAACGGGCGUGCGUUGGAAGAAAUAACUAACAAGUGCCCCAGUACCCGUCGGUAAGAAUUCAAGUGAGAAACGAACCCGCUCCCUAUUGGUAAUUGUUGUGCAGCAGCAGUGUCGCAGUGCCCACAAGAAAUGAAAAGUGCGGAGGCGGUUGCGGCUUAGUGCCAGUGGCGUAGUUAGGAUUUUUUCUGGGGCCGAGCUAAAAAAAAAACCGCGCAUCGAAGCCUGAGAGCGAGCAGCGAGUGUUUUCGAUCGAUUUGAGGUGCCCAGUCAGCCAACCUACCUGUUUUCCAUCGCCGCCGUGCCCGUACUCGAUGUCGAUGUCGUGCACUAUUAUGGAUGGUCGAUUCCGACUAUGGCAUGAUGAUGAUGGUUGUUGCUCUUGAGAGAUCCAGUAGAAUGAUGAUCUAAUAUGUGUGUAACUGGAGGAGAAUAAGUGUUUGAAGUUUUGAAAUGAUGAAACGUGACGAAGUCCGGUAUGUUACGGUUAUUUUAAAGUGAAGAGAAAAAGGCUCUGAAGCAGAAAGUCGAAUAAGCCUCAUAUUUUGAAUAAGAGUGAUAAAAUGUUUUGAAAGCAUAGUGAUUUUUUUUAUGAGAAUCCAGCUAAGCCUGGUAGCGAUACGAGAAAAGAGAAAAUGGAGCAGUAGUAAGUGAACGUGAUGUAUUUUUAUCGUAUAUCGGGUGCCAUAUCUAGAUAAGGGGUUUCAACGAGCAAUCAAUGAAAGUGUGGUCUUUCCGUCGAAACUCGUUUCGUGUUAGCCGAUAAGGCUCGUUGAGAUUGGAGAAGAAUGCGAUUCGAAUCCCGGCUGGGAGAGUGAUACUAAUUUAAACGACGUGAAAAGUGUAAAUAUUCGAUUUUGUGUUAAUCAAAGCUGCUAAAAAUGGAACGCGGCCACGACCAAGCGUCAACUGCGAAUACAAUGGAUAACGACGAUAUCGCUGAUACUGAUAUGGCAACCAGGAACGACAUGGCGCAGAUUCAGCACGAGGACUACAACGACGACGAAUACGAGAUGGAGUUGGAGCGGCGUCUAGAUAUGGGCCGGAGUUCUUCGCAGGGUGACGAGGAUGUGGACUACGACGGUGACUUCAAAGAGCUCUAUGAAUGUCGUUUCGAUGGUAGUUGGUCAGAUAACAACCUGAGUGAGAAGCAAAACUACGCCGACCAAGAGAAGGAGAACCAUUCGACGGCCUACGACGACCACCAGUACAGUAGUCAACAGCAGCAACUACAGCAAUCGCAGGUCAUCGACCCAUUCCUGGCCAUCCCUGAACCGCCCGAGAAUCUCCAACUGCAGCAAUGUCCAAUCUGUUCGCGCAACUUUGUGCCAACGUCGUUGGCCAAACACAUCGGCAUCUGUGAGAAGAUGCAGUCCAAGAAGCGCAAACCGUUCGAUUCGUCCCGACAACGACGCGAGGGAACCGAACUGGCCUCGUACCUGCCAAAGAACUUUGGUCUGCCCCAGAAUCACCCGCAGACCCGAGUUUCACCACCAAAAACGACAAAUCCCGUUCGGAAACUGAGCACAAGUAAAACUCCAACUCCCCAGCGGAAGGACUACGGAGACGGCGGCGGCGGAAUGAACAACCUCAUGUCUACUUCGCUAACGCUAUCCAGCACUUUGACACCAACCGGAACCAGCUCGAACGCCAUGGCAGCAAACUCCUCGUCCACGACUCCACGCCCUACGCUGAAGCGAAGUCUCUCCCAACAGAACGAACCCUGCCCGUAUUGCGAGCGAUGCUUUGGCUUCAAGGCGUACGAUCGACAUGUGGAAUGGUGCCGCGAGAAAGCCCUUCUUACCAAGAACGCCAACAACAGUCAGUCAAUAUCCGCCGCCAAAGAGAGGUUGCAGGCCCGGAUUCAGUACAAAGCACCUCAAAUCAAGUCAAAGCGUGCCUUAAACCGCGAGAAGUACUCCGGCAGUCUCAGCUGUGGUGGCUCCACCAACAGUCUAGCAGAUUUGGAUCUUCCCCUGCCGAGGCACAGAAGCCAUUUGAACUCGAUGAGUUCUUCCAUCUCCAGUGAUAACAAAUCCGAUCACUCGGGAUCGUUGAAGAAAGUGUCCCCGCAACAGCAGCAACAGUUUGAGCUGAUAGCCACAUCCAAGCAGCAAACCAGCGAACGGAAAGGUCCCUCGAAAAAGCGCGAAAUCAGGGCCAAUCUCUUGGAGAACGAAAACUACAUGCGAAGCAACAACGACAGCAAUAACAACCACAGCCCGGGUAAUAAAAUUUUCAGCAAUAAUCUGCUCAUUAGGCCAACUCAGGACGUCCGAAGGGAGAAGGAACAGGCGGUGACCGUCGAGAGGGUCGAUAAAUUGGAGCUGAUUGGCCGAGGCGGAGAUCAGCAGCAGCAACAGCGAGUUCCGCUGAAACGAGGCGCCACCAAAAUCGUUAAAUGCAACAAGAGUGGGUUUUCCCCCGAAAGGUAUGAUCCUUUUCUGUCUGCCAAGAGGCAACUGGAGGAGCUAUUCUCGCCAUCUUCCAGCCACAAUGCCUCGGCUUCACGCCAACAGCAGAACGCACAGACUCCGACAUCCAACACUAUGAGCAAAUCCGUUGUGACUCCGACAAGCAAGACUUCACCGGUUAACAACUCGAACUUCAGACGAGCCUCAUCCCUUCGAAUGCCCCGAAAGGUGUCGCGACCAAUGUACAUAGAGAAAGCCAAAUCCAACAUCCAGAAGGGCAUCACAGAUGACGGACCGGUUUCUCCAAACUUCUUGAAGUCCUCCGAGUAUGACGAGAUCCCCAUCAAAUCGGCCUUCAAUGCACUGCAAAUGGCGGAGAAACCCAAAAUGCGGGAAUCCAACACGGUACGGAAGAAUCUCAAACUAGACAUCAAAGAUCCGAACAUGCCGGCCAUGGACGUUCCACUGUCGAAGACAGACUCCCUGGCCGUAUUCUUGAAAUACGAACACGAACUUACUCUGGCGGCGAUGAGUGAGAAAGACAUGAAAGAUAAAAGUAACAGCUUGAGUAAACGGUCUUUGUCGCUGGGUGGACACGAGAGAAAGGAGUCAAUGCUCUACGGAGGAGUUACUGGCCACGGUAUUAAAGCUGAUCAAUCGCCUCAAGAUGAAAAAGACAAAACGGACAAAAUCCUUCAAGACAUCCAACCAUUCAAGAAGCUUCAGCAAAAGCUUAUUCCGAUUAAGUUAGAGCCUAUUAACAUAACCUAUAGUAACAAUAGCAGCGCUCAGAAGACUAAUAUCAGUAGCAACAGUGGUACCAAGAAUAACACUAACAGUAAAAUUAGUAACAAUAUCAGCAGUACCAACAUUAGCACCAACAAACCAACUGUAAUAUCGCUGGAUGCAAUUCUCGGUAAGAAACCCAAACCACCUCAACAGGAGGAGAAAGAGAACCGCAAAGAUCCGAAUUACAUCGAUCCGAAGCUAAUCAACAAGUGCGACAACCUCCCAAUCACAUCUACCAAAUUACCGUCCUCCGAAUCGGAGUGUAGUGCGAGCACGAUUGAAAUUUCAAAGAAACCAACCGAUUCGAAUCGGUUAGCCGAAUCUUCCAACAGUUCUCCGGAGAAAUCUGGUGGUGGCGGUGAUCAAAAACCUGUGUCCAAUGUUCUUACAGACGAGAACGGUGUAAAAGACGAUUCCUACGAUAAACGGCCUGGGUUGAUAAGACAGAAUGGUACAGCUAGUUGUACUAGCAGCAGUAGUAACGCCAGUAGGGACAGCAGUCGCGAAGAAAGUCCCGUGGAACAACAGCUACGCACCCCAUUGACACGAAACCAAAGUCAUCUUGAGGAUAUCAAACCUCAAACGCCAGACUCCGGACUGGAACGGACCACCCCGAAACCAUCGACGCCUAUUCCAGUCCAAAAGAAACCCGAAAGGCCGCCCUUACCUUCGUUCGACGACUUUGACUUUGACGAAUUCAUUUCCUCAUUCGAAGACGAAAGACGAUCAUUCAAAAAUGCCCUCUACUCUCGUAAUACCAACCCUAACUGCAACUCCAGUAGUAAUAGUACCAAUUUCGUUAAGCAUACCCUCAACAGUAGUCUAUUGGAUAACAGUGUGAAGAGUGUGACUAGUUUGAACAGUAGCAUUAGUAAUACCAGUAGUCCUAGUCAUUUCAACCCUCCCAAUAGCAAUCCCCACUACAAUCCUCUCAAUACCACCAAUGGUAGAUCUGAAGAGAAACAGACAUCGACGACUCUGCAACAGAAGGAACCGCCCCAGGUGCCACGACGGCGCCAUAUCGGAGAGCCUCUGCAGCCCCCGUCGCACAGCACGAUCCGCAAUCUUCCCAGCCUCCAGGGCCACAACGUACCAAAACCGGCGGAGCCAACACCGCAAGAUAUGAAGUCGCCAAAACCCUACGGAACACCUAACGACUACAUCAAUAACAAUAUCAAAAGCCCCAGCUCGCUAACUCGGGACACGCCAUCAGCGUCACGCCUCGGCAGUGGUAAUCCAUUUAACCUUCACCAUCAGCCAUACCAACAUCAACAUCAGCAGCCAUCAACACCGAACAACAACACGAUUUCAACACACCUGGUCCCACAGCCAUACACAACCACCAAUUCGCCACUGCUAGACUAUCGCAGCACCAGCAAUAGCCGACAUCAGUCUCCGCUCUUGUCGUCGCCGGCCACGGCCACCACUACCAAUGGCACUGGCAGUGGUAUUGGUGGACCCGUCGCCGGCACUGGCAAUGGCAGUGGCGGUAUCAGUUUCGACGAUCUCUCUCCGACAGAGCGGGACCUGAUGAAGAGCGUCCAGGAGCUGGACCGGAUGUGCGAAUCGUCCUCGUCGAUGUAUCCGGCCGACUCGGACGAGAUGUCCAGCGUUGAGGGGUACCCGUUGAGUAAUUCUUCGCGAGGCGAUGGUGCAAGCGGCCGGAACUACCGGGGACCUUCGGCCGAAGGUUCGAAGUUCAGCGCCGAUUCCGCUUACGGCAGCAGCUUGUCCCGACAGUCUCCUCCGGAGCAGCAACAACAACAUCACACGAUCCGCCGGGCGUACGGCCAUCACCGAGGUGGCAACAAGUCGUCGUCCAGCAACGCCGCUAGUCAACCGGAUACGUUCGACAACUCGAGUGGAUCCGAAUCCUCCCUGCCACCGAUAAUGGCCACCACCGCGCUUAAAACGCAAAAGGCGGAACUGCAUGUCGCCACCAAGUCCGCCACCACCACCCAGCAGCAAAUGUCCAAAUUCUGCCACGAGUGUGGCUCCCGCUUUAUGAUCGAUACGGCCAAAUUCUGCAUGGAGUGUGGCAUCCGGAGGAUAAUGAUAGACUAAAGAGUUUCUUUUUUUGUUUUAUAAGUUCUUUAAGUUAAUCGAAAGCGCACCUUCUAUUAUUUGUUCGUUGAUUUGAGCAGAUGGCAUUGUUAGGAUCGUGAGAGAGCUAAAUUAAAAUUCUAGUGGCAUACAUAAUUUUCCCCCCGAUUAACAAUGAUAAUCCUGUUUUGUAUUUUUAAUACAUAAUUGUAACUGUUGAAAACUCACUUUUUAUAUUUAGUUCUUUUGAGUUACCAUCUGAACAAUCUGGAUUAUAUCUUUCUAACACAAACCAAUUUAAAAUGGAAAAACAGCACAUACACACAAUGAUUAACAAAGACUGAAUCUGCAAGCAUACAAAUGAAAGCCUUAAACCAAUCACCAUUUUGGCCUUAUUUAUGAUAGGCUAUAAAUUUCAAACGCAAUGAUGCCCAUGAUCGCAUAGUUGACGUAAGCAGCACAAGUAGUUUUGGCCAUAUUUUCGUUAGUUUAACUAAGGCAAAUAUCUAGUGAAGGUGACAACUACUGAAUGUAGAAAUAUGUGGAAAUACAACAAAUCUGUUUUUUUUUUACAUAGAACUAUAUACUGAAAUUAUCACCAGAGUUACGUCAACUAUGUGUUUAUGGACAGGAACCUGAGGAUUACAUUACGUUUGUAACUUUGUUUCAUACAGUGAAAUUCGUGUUGAGAUGUAUACUAACUUGAGCAUGCUUGAAAAAAAAAUCACUGCUUUGAUAAGUGUUCAAGCGUGUGCCAGAAUAAGGGAGUUAGUAACACGAUCGAUUUCUCUUCCGUCAAUAGAAGUGACAAGAUGCAAGUUUGAUAAAAAAGUUUCACCAUAGAACGCUAUGUCAAAUGAUACCUAACUUGUAUCUUGUCACCUUUAUUCAUGGAAGAGAGGAUCGAUGAAGAUAAAUCAAUCAUGUUACUUAUGCCUUUAUUCUAACGCAUGCUUGACUUGUUCAACACUGAGUCAAAAAGUAUCAAAAUUCUCCACCAAAAUCAUAAGUCAAACUUACAAGUUGUUCCAAGCUGAUCAUGUUAAUAGAAAAUCGGUUUACAACAACCAAGUUGAUUAGCAUCUCAAUACGCUUGUCACUGUAUCUCACUGUAACACUAUUUCUUAAAACACCCAAAAGCACCGCAAUUUGCUUUAGUCACUUCAAUUAAGACAAAAUAGCACACAGUUUAGUUUUCUGUACUGCAGAUAGUAACAUAAAGUUUGCCGCAAACUUCCCAUACUCUAACAAAAAGGAAACAAAAAGCAAUUCUAAUAAAUUGCUUGGGAAUUGCUUUCCUUCUAUAAAAUUAUUUAUAAUUAGGUAUUUAUGUAGGCGGCGCAAAGUUGAACGAUUGAACAAAAAAAACGAUCAAAACGACAGUUAUACUGUGAGUAAGCGAAAGGUCGAUGAAGAAGUUACGCUUGAUUUUUCUCGAGUUACGAAUUACAAUGUGAACGAUUAAUUUGGGAAGCGAAGUAAUACAUGAAUUGUUUGUAGGGACCCCAAUAGUAGGAUACACACUUGUGAAAUAACGUUAGUUAUGGAAAUCCAGUGUUUAACAACGCAUUUUAACAAUUUAACAAAAGCCAAUACACAAACGGAGAAUAUGAUGUAUA
This is a messenger RNA of Aedes aegypti (yellow fever mosquito), 7206 nucleotides long. RefSeq lists its product as uncharacterized. NCBI's taxonomy places the organism in Eukaryota, Metazoa, Arthropoda, Insecta, Diptera, Culicidae. The coding region runs from base 1223 to 5608 and encodes 1461 amino acids. The record is from RefSeq and is a predicted model, not a curated record. The transcript is spliced from 10 exons.